UUUGGAAUGUUAAAACAUCUGGAAUCGCUAGACCUACGAUCUAAAUUUGAAAUUCAAUCCUUAGAAUGGAAUUGUUUCCUAAAAUCUGUAAGAGAACUCACCAAUCUAAAAACUUUAAAGUUGGAAUUCAUUAAGGUAGAAGGGGAAUUCAGUUUGAGCAACAGGGGAGAGACAACUGAUGACCAGUUUCUUAUGAGAAGCCUUGAAGCCAUAACUCUGUGUGAUGCACCGGAAACAAGGAAGGUCUCAAUUAGUGGACAGUUGUGUCCCACCCUUAAAUCUCUUAGGCUUUAUUCUAUGAAAGAUCUAAUUGAAAUGGAUUUAGCAGGGGUAAGCACACUGGAAUAUCUGGUGCUGUUCGGUUGUGAGAAGUUGAGAAAAGUAUCGGUCAAUAAUCUGCUGAAUCUCGAAAUGUUCCACAUAAAACAUUGUUGGGCAAUGACAGAGUCGCCAAAUUUUGGGCGUCUCAGUUGUCUCAAGAGGAUUUAUAUUAGCCGCUGUGGGAUCGUGAGGGAUAUAUCAGCUAUUGAAGGAUUGAAGGGAUUGAAGAGGAUCUGGAUUGCGUAUUGUCCAGAGCUGAAGAAUAUAAAAGCUGUUGAGCAAUUGAAGGGAUUGAAGAGAAUCUGGAUUGAUGGGUGUAAGCAGCUGGAGGGUGUAAUUUGUUUUAAAGAGUUGAAAGAGCUGAAGAGAAUUUUCAUUGGGCACUGUGCUAGGCUGCAAAACAUAGAAGGUAUUGAGUUUUUAGUACGCCUGGAGAGCAUUAUCAUUGCUGCAUGUCCGAAGCUGCAGAAUAUAAAGGGUAUUGAAGAAUUGAACGGACUCAAGGAGAUGAUUAUUUCAGACACUUCUACAAUAAGUUGCGUUGAAAGAUUGCAGAGGUUGCCGUUGGAGCUUACAAUUCUGGUGGGAAGACCAGCCAUGUCAGAAGAGGAUCAAGAUAUAGAGUCAGUUUUUAAGAUAAAUAGAAUUGGCAAAUAUAAAAUUGGCAAAAAUGAAAUUGGCAAUGCAUUGUCUAUGGCGGAUGGUUUCUGUGAUACAGGGGAUGAGCGUUGGUGGCUGAGUAGGAAAGAAAUAGAGGAGAUGAUUCAUUCGUUUCAUAAUAAAUCCCAAAAUUCGCUCAGUAAAUUCAUCUUUUGCGACAUUUGUAAUGGGACCAGCAUUAUGCUUGAGGGGGAGCCUUCGUUGAGAGUUAUAGAUCUCUGCGGUGAUGGUGAAGAGUGGAUAUACACGUGCGUUGUUAAUGAAGAAAGGCUCUCAAAAUAUGACUACUGGAUGCCAUUACCUUGUGAUGCGGGAUAUGGUCAUAUAGAGAAGGCAGUUUUAAUGGGAGUGAAGAAAGGCGAGGAAUUGAAAACCCUCCACAUAUUGCAAACCUUAUUUGCUCAACUACGCCUUGGCGAAUAUCAGGAAACAACUCUCCAAAUCUAUGAUAACAUUUGCUGGCACAGGGGUUCCAAAAUUGAGUAUGAUGAUGUGAAUGAGUAUUUUGACGAGGUUGAAGAAUAUGAUAGUGAUGAUGAUGAUCAUAAUGAAGAUGUAAGUUAGUUUUAAUUGAAAAAAAAAAACUGUCUUGAGAGUAAAACAUUUUUUUUUAAAUGUGAGGGAUUAAAUGCGUAUUUCAAAAGAUCAUUAUUAAUAUAUUUAAUUAUGAUAGUUAUUAUUUCAA
Molecule: messenger RNA, 1666 nt
Organism: Cryptomeria japonica (Japanese cedar)
Lineage: Eukaryota; Viridiplantae; Streptophyta; Pinopsida; Cupressales; Cupressaceae
Exons: 2
Coding region: 7-1545 (512 amino acids)
Source: RefSeq, a predicted model, not a curated record